Rhodofomes roseus is the source of this 1682-nucleotide messenger RNA. Its product is annotated as Maf1 regulator-domain-containing protein. The record is from RefSeq and is a predicted model, not a curated record. Gene Ontology annotation, biological process: negative regulation of transcription by RNA polymerase III. Gene Ontology annotation, molecular function: RNA polymerase III core binding. Gene Ontology annotation, cellular component: nucleus. The coding region runs from base 448 to 1539 and encodes 363 amino acids. The transcript has a single exon. Lineage: Eukaryota; Fungi; Basidiomycota; Agaricomycetes; Polyporales; Fomitopsidaceae.
ACUUUCGCAUGAUAUGCUCGGGAUACGCCCUUGUUCGCAGUCAUUUUGGUUAUCGUCAAAUUCGGGGAAGCAAGCGUCUCCGGCCAGUAAAUCGACGAACGUGAACGAUCGGAACCAAAGUCGUCAUCUGUUUGUGAGCGAGUCUGCUACUGAAGCUGAAGUACUAAUAGGUCACACCUAUCUCCUGUUCUGAGAGGGAAGCGGCAGUAGUGGUUGCUUGUCAAGAACGUGCGUGGCUAACACACCCCGGGUCGGUCUGGAUUAGGCAGGAGCGUGGGCUGUGGCUGCCACUGUCCGCGUUUAGCGCGUCGCGCCAGCUCCCAGCGCUCCGCCGCCCCUUUAUCCGAGACGCAUACCCAUCCACCGCCCCGCUGGCAAGCAACGAUACCAACAGCAUCAAGACGCCUCACCCCAGGCCGACAACCACUUACAGUAACAGACCAUUCCAUGAAGUAUAUCGACAUACCCGACCUCUCGCGCCUUGCGCAGCGCCUCGACCAUGACGGACCCGAAUGCUCUGUGCGCACCCGCAUAGAAGCAUACAGCUGCAAGAACAUCAAACGCGACAAGAAGCUCUUCCGUCAGCUCGAGAGCGCAUACAACGACGAGGUUUCCAACUCGCCACCCGUGCCGUCUUUCAUCGCGCUCGACGAGUCGACCGCCUUCGGGCCAAUGUCCGACCCCAAUGCGCGCAAGACGUUCCACACCGUGAUCGCGAUGCUCAACGUCGCUUACCCUGACCACGAGUUCUCCGACGUGAAGCCUACCGACUUCCACUGCGAGGAGCCGGCGGACGUGCUGAACUCGCUCAGCACGGCGCUCCUCACAUACCGCGGCACGCACGCACCCCGGGCUUACUCUGCCUACCCACGUUCCGCGCCCGGCAUGUUCCCCUCCUCGCUCCCCACGUCCUCGUCACCCGUAGACUAUAUUCGACAGAGCCCGAACGCACCUCCCAAGGCAGUCUCCGGCACGCAUCCGUUGCUCUACCGCGCGAUCGACGACGCGAUAGGCGUCGCCGAGUGCGAAGUCUACUCGUACGAGCCAAGCAUGGUUGAGUUCGACCCGCACGCGAACGACUACGAGGACGACGAGGACGACGUCGCCUCUGUCGGCGAGGAGGACUCGGCAUCCUCCGAGGAAGAGCUGCUCUUCGACGCCGACCCUUAUGACGUCGAUGAGGCUGGCGACCAGCCUUCGCGGCGGAUACCUGCUGACGGGCGGAUGUCACCCAGUAGUGGGCGCACUACGUCUAGUGACGAAUCUGCCUUCCGGAUACCGUCGCCCACGCGUAUACGGAUGCAUCGUCGGGGAUCCCUCCUUUGGAGCAGCCACUACUUCUUCUACAACAGGAAGCUCAAGCGCGUGCUGUUCAUCACCGUGUGGUCGCGUCGGCCGAGGAGUGCUCAGUGGUCGCUCGAUGAGGAGAUGGCGGACGAGGCUGACUACAGCUCGAGGAGCGAGCGCUUCCUGGGCUGGGAAGGGGCUGUCGGUGCUGGUGCUCGGGCGAUGGGUCUCAGAGCUGCGAUAGCUAUAUGACGACCACUGUGAGUGGUUGAAAUAUAUGAUAUCUAAACGCUUUCGAGUCAACACCCGCAGUCCCCAGGACGAUACCAUGACGUACCGAUGCUUGCAUUUGUCACUCUUGUUUAUGGCCUACGGACACCUUUGGACCAGGAUUC